AUGUCUUUAUCAAGGUUCAUGUGCUUAAGAUCAUUUUGCAAGUUAGAGAGUCUUGCACUAUUACGGCGAUAUUCUUCACAAAGUACAAUCAACUUAUCCGAUCCAGUUAUACAAACUUAUUUGAAAAAUUUAGUGCUAGAACAUGAAACCUUACAAACGAAAAUUCGAAAAAAUGCUGAAGAUACGAAACGCCUUCAAGAAAUAAAACCAAUAGUAAAGGUGCUUGAGCAAAGAAUUGCACUUUUCGAGAGUAUACAAUCUCUAAAAGAACUCAACAGCCGAGAAGGUAAAGAUGAAGAGGUUAAAAAAAUGAUUAAAGAGGAAGCUGAAAUAUAUUUAAAAAGACUUAAAGAAGCUGAUGAGGAUCUGCAGUCUAUUUUAUUAGAACCAUAUGUAACUGAAGGUGGUAUUAUGAUAGAAGUCACUGCAGGUGCUGGGGGUCAGGAAUCAAUGCUUUUCGCGAAGGAACUUUUCGAUAUGUAUCAUGAAUAUGCCAAAUACAAGGAUUGGGAAGUUGAUAUAGCCUCUUUAGAAAAAUCUGAUAUCGGUGGAAUUAGAAAAGGAUCUUUAUUAGUACAAGGAGUAGGUGCACCUGAAUUGAUGAAGAUUGAAGCAGGAGUGCAUCGUGUUCAGAGAAUUCCAGUUACAGAAAAAGGAGGUCGCAUACACACUAGUACUGUUUCAGUAGCUGUUUUACCUUUACCCAGUGAGAUUGAAUUAGAGAUAGCUGAUCGUGAUUUAACUAUUGAAACUAAAAGAGCAAGUGGAGCUGGUGGUCAACAUGUAAACACAACAGAUAGUGCUGUUCGCGUAACUCAUAUUCCAACUGGCACUGUGGUAGAAUGUCAAGAAGGUAGAUCCCAAAUAAAAAAUAAACAAAUAGCUUUACAAAAGUUAAGGACUUUAUUACUUCAGAAACAAGAAAAUGAGCAAUCAUCAAAAAUAAACAGCGAAAGAAAAUCACAGAUUGGAUCUAGCAAUAGGAAUGAAAAGAUAAGAACAUAUAAUUAUCCCCAAGACAGAGUGACUGAGCACAGGGAGGGAGGUGGCACAACUCAUAGUUUAAAAACUUUCAUGGCAGGUGGGGAACAGCUAGAGCAACUACAAGAAUCCUUGUUGCGUCAACAGCGGUAUGAAGUUCUGAUGACUGAGAUCAAUGAGUUCAUAACGAGAUAUAAAGCGGAAACCAGUGGGAAAAGU
Brenthis ino (lesser marbled fritillary) is the source of this 1200-nucleotide messenger RNA. The record is from the annotation of a GenBank genome assembly. NCBI's taxonomy places the organism in Eukaryota, Metazoa, Arthropoda, Insecta, Lepidoptera, Nymphalidae.